AUGACGUACUUCACGGUGUACUACGGCAACAAUGAGGCGAUGAUGUUCAACGCCGAGUGCACCACCGGCUCGCUGGUAAGCCGUAUGAUUGAGUUACUUGCGCCACACACCAGCGGCUACACGCGACUGGAGCUGCUGCCAAUUAACUUUGUGCUGGAGCAGUUUAAGCCGCCCACCAGCUCAAACGCGGCCUCGCGUGGCGGACAGUCAUCACACGACGCCACCAGCGAUACUGCCGCGGGCGCCGGCGUCGCGCAGCCAGGCACCCUCAGGUCCCAGCCCUUCACAGGCAUGAUUCCGUUUGUUGGGCUCGCCACCCGCGCGGUGGAGAGUUACGCAGACGCUGUGCUGGGCGGUGUGACCACGGCGGUGAGUUUCGCGUUGCCCGCAUCCACGUCGGCGUCUUCCCACUCCGCCUCCGCGGGCGGUACCUCAGCUAGUGCGGCGUGCGGCGCCGCCCCCAUCAUGCCGUCGCCGUUGCUGCAAAACGCCUACGUACUGCUCGGGUGCCGGUAUCAUCCGCAUCAUCAACCCCAGCCGCCGGCGCCGUGUGAGCGGUUCAGCGCGGUGGCCGCCCUCAACCUCCCCACACCAAACCUGACAGGGAACAAAACUACACCCAUGUCACCGCGGAAAACGUACAUUGGUGACGGCUUUACGACACAGCAGCAACUGGCCACGCUCCACCGCGCCCAAAUUAUCGCGGCCGCCCCUAUUGUGGCGGUGCCUCUCAACCGUGGAAGCGUCUGCAGCACCACCGCUCCCAGCGGUUUGGCGGCGGCAGCCUUUGCACAAGGCGGAAGCCCCAUCGCGGAUACCGGCAUGCUACUGGUGCACAACAACGGACUCUCCCUUAGCGGUGAUAGCUCAGCCGUCUGGCGCAGGAACUUUAGCAACUACCUCACCACGCUGCUCCUUCCCCAAGCCGGGGAGGCCCCUGGCAACGCCGCCGCCGCCGCUACCGUUUUGACAGGCGAUGCCGAGCGCCAAAAAGAAACAAAGACGACUAUGGACAAUUCCCAAGGUGAUACCGACACAGUGGUGAAUGCGGUACUGCUCCCCUCUGCCGCCACAGGCCUCUUCAAAACCCCCAUGCCCCCAAUCGCCGGCUACGACGUUCUCUGGCGAGGGACGCGUGGGGAGCACAUCCGCCUGCAGGACGCCCUUGACGAGCGCGUCUUCACCGACACCGACCCCAAAAAGAAGAAAUCGAAAAAAAAAUGA
This is a messenger RNA of Trypanosoma rangeli, 1224 nucleotides long. RefSeq lists its product as uncharacterized. NCBI's taxonomy places the organism in Eukaryota, Euglenozoa, Kinetoplastea, Trypanosomatida, Trypanosomatidae. The record is from RefSeq and is a predicted model, not a curated record. Bases 1 to 1224 code for a protein of 407 amino acids. The transcript has a single exon.